AUGCUGAUUACGCCGGGGGCGGGGGCGGCGUCGUCCGCUGCUUCGGGGGCCGCGGUCGCGCCCUUGCCCACGGAGGAGUUCACGCAGCAGGAACUGCUCAGCUCCCAGCAGAGAUUUGUUGCGGGUGAUGUUUAUGCCCCCAAUGAUCUCACUAUGGAGGAGUUGAAUGCUAGGAGGGGCAACAGGAAGCCCGUCAGGGACGCGUUUGAUCUCGUUGGGAUUAAUCCGAUUACGCAGUAUAAGAACUAUAACCUCCUCUCGGAAUACGUCACGUCGAUGGGCCGGAUCAUGCACUCGAAGGAGACGGGGCUAAGGCCGGUAAACCAGCGGCGCAUGGCGAAGGCGAUCCGUCGCGCUGUCGGUAUCGGUUUCUUGCCCAGUGUGCACCGCCACCCUGAGGUGCUCAAGAAUCAGGAGAACAUGAUGACUGGCAGGAUGGGACGUAUGGGAGGCAUGGGAGGCAUGGGUGGCGCGAUGGGGGGGCAGGGGAGAAGGUAA
This is a messenger RNA of Tricharina praecox, 498 nucleotides long. Its product is annotated as ribosomal protein S18. The record is from RefSeq and is a predicted model, not a curated record. Bases 1 to 498 code for a protein of 165 amino acids. Gene Ontology annotation, molecular function: small ribosomal subunit rRNA binding; structural constituent of ribosome. Gene Ontology annotation, biological process: mitochondrial translation. Lineage: Eukaryota; Fungi; Ascomycota; Pezizomycetes; Pezizales; Pyronemataceae. Gene Ontology annotation, cellular component: mitochondrial small ribosomal subunit; ribosome. The transcript has 2 exons.